GCAGACAAUAUAUAGCAAGCUAUGCGGUAGUGCAAAUGUAUAAGUAAUUAUGUUAAUCAUAUUAAUCAUAUGUUUACCAUGUAUUGGCAGUGAUUCAAUGACAAUAUGUCAAUACGUUAAUCAUUAAUCAAAGGACAACCAAGUAUUUACAGUGAUUCAAUGUCAUGUGAUGCAAUAUCUAUAUUCAUAUCUCAAGUAGGAGCCUAGCAGUUGAGACAUGUUCUGGUAAACUGAGCAAAAUGGGUGGAUUUUACCUUGCCACCAAGGUGAACCAAUAGAGCAGGAGAAUUGUGUUUGUUAUACGUUUGAGCUUGGUUCAUUGGUGUUUUGUGACCAAUCAGGAUUUAGACACCCUUACUGGGAAAUGGGAGUUAUGGUUUAUCAACUGGUUGCUCGGUGAGCUCCGGGCGAUUUGGUACCGAAUACCAGAGUGUGAUGAGAGUGCUUUGCUGGAAUGCUGGAAUAAAAGAGAUUUCCUUUACCUCAUCAAACUGAGAGAAAUGUCCUUUCCUCAGAUGGAUUUGAAUCGCGCAGAGUUGCUUGAUUUUCAUGGUGUGUCCAUGACUCACUAUUUCACUGAUAGCUGGGACAAAGUGCAGAAUUUCAGUGCCAGACCUGAUGACAUUGUGAUCGCAACCUAUCCUAAAGCAGGUACAACCUGGGUUUCCCAGAUUGUGGACCUGCUGUACUUUGGAAAGUCUGACCCUGGCCGCCAGACCUCCGUUCCUGUAUAUGUAAGAGUACCUUUCCUAGAGAUUGCCGUCCCAACUGUACUUACAGGUGCUGAAUUGGCAGAAAAGAUGACCUCAGUUCCACGCAUCAUCAAAACACAUUAUCCUGUUCAGUUCCUGCCCAAGUCCUUCUGGGAGCAAAAUUGCAAGAUCAUUUAUGUGGCCCGUAACGCUAAAGACAAUGUUGUGUCCUACUUUCACUUUGACCGCAUGACCAUGGUGCAACCUGAACCUGGAGACUGGCCCAGUUAUCUGCAGAGGUUUCAGGAGGGAAAAGUGGUGUUUGGCUCAUGGUACGAUCAUGUGAAUGGAUGGUGGGAGAAAAAGCAGACAUACGCCAACAUCCACUACAUGUUCUACGAAGACAUCGCUGAGGACACGGCCCAGGAGAUAGAGAAGAUCUGCUCCUUCCUGAACAUCUCACCAACGCAGGAGGAGAAAGAUCACGUGAUAAAAGAGGUGGCAUUCGACACCAUGAAGAAGAAUAAAAUGGCCAACUACUCCACCAUCGGUUUCAUGGAUUUAAAAAUUUCACCAUUCAUGCGAAAAGGAAAGGUUUCUGACUGGAAAAACCAUUUCACUGUGGCUCAGAAUGAGCAGUUUGAUGAAGUCUAUCAGAAAAAGAUGGCAAACACCACCCUCAGGUUCAGGACAGAAAUAUAGUUUGUGGUGUGAGAAUAUAAGGCAUACUCAGGCUCAUGUACCUGUGCUGUUCAAAGGGCUUCCACCAGAUGGAGCCAAAGAUUUCCAGCACGAUCAGCCUGAAUGAACGUCACAAGCAAGAUACAAGAUUUGUCACAUACAUAGUUAUACAAGUACAUAUGAUGUUAGAAGAAUGUAUAUAAAGUGCAGUGUGCCUUGUUGCAGGUGACAUAAAUAUAAAUAUAACCAAAUAUGGAUAUGCAAAUUAUUUGUGAAAAUAGCAGGUUUUUGACAGGUAGGAAGAGUUUACUGUACAUGAAUUGCGUAUUUUAAGGAUGUAGUGGUGGCAUGUCUUGAUUAAAAAGUCUUAUGACGUGAGGAUAGAA
This is a messenger RNA of Brienomyrus brachyistius, 1759 nucleotides long. Its product is annotated as cytosolic sulfotransferase 3-like. Gene Ontology annotation, biological process: sulfation. Gene Ontology annotation, cellular component: cytoplasm. Gene Ontology annotation, molecular function: sulfotransferase activity. Lineage: Eukaryota; Metazoa; Chordata; Actinopteri; Osteoglossiformes; Mormyridae. The transcript has 8 exons. The record is from RefSeq and is a predicted model, not a curated record. The coding region runs from base 501 to 1394 and encodes 297 amino acids.